GUGAAAAUGCUUCCUUAUCAAAGCCUUGAAGAAGCAGCGUUGGGUGUAGGAAGAAAUCUUACGCUGGCAGAGAAACUAUGGUACAAUUAUUCAGCUGAGAAAUCUGACUUCCUUCUUUACAGUCACAAUAGUCUUUUCAUGAUCGUGGUCUUUUCCUUGGUUCCUCUCCCCUGUGCAUUCAUGGAGCUGAAUCAGUCAAAGAAAAUGGCCAAGUUCAAGAUUCAACCAAACGUCAAAACAUCAUUCUCCGAUAUGUUUAAAUGUUAUAAACAUGUUAUGAAGAUGUUGAUUUUUGUGUUGGGUCCUCUUCAGUUCCUUUCCUUCCCAGUCGUUCAGUGGGUAGGGAUCCAUACAAGUUUGCCAUUGCCAUCAAUGUGGGAGAUUUUAAGCCAGUUGAUAGUUUACUUUCUUAUAGAGGACUAUGCCAGCUACUGGCUUCAUCGGCAACUGCUCCAUAGUAAAUGGGGCUACCAGAAAAUCCACUAUAUGCACCAUGAAUACAAGGCUUCAUUUGGAUUUACAGCUCUUUACACCCACUGGGCAGAAUUUUUGAUUUUUAGUAUUCCGACGUUUCUUGGUCCAGCAAUGGUUCCUUGCCACAUGAUCACACUCUGGCUUUGGACCAGUUUGCGCCUUGUCGAGGCAAUUGAAGCACACAAUGGGUAUGAGUUUCCAUGGAGUCCGACCAAAUACAUACCGUUUUAUGUAGGUGCUGAGUACCAUGAUUAUCAUCACUAUAUUGGAGGACGAAGUCAAAGCAAUUUUGCUUCGGUUUUCACCUACUGCGAUUUUAUUUAUGGAACCAAUAAGGGAUACCGCCAUCACAAGCAAGGCCUAGAAAAGGCUCCAUAA
Molecule: messenger RNA, 852 nt
Organism: Durio zibethinus
Lineage: Eukaryota; Viridiplantae; Streptophyta; Magnoliopsida; Malvales; Malvaceae
Product: methylsterol monooxygenase 1-1-like
Biological process (GO): lipid biosynthetic process
Molecular function (GO): iron ion binding; oxidoreductase activity
Source: RefSeq, a predicted model, not a curated record